AUGGCUGCUCCCUCCAGCGCCGUCGCUCAAGCGCAAGCUGCAGCCGCGCUCGCAGCAGAAGAACAAGCCGCAGCAGCAGCGGCCGCAGGGGAGGAGCAGCCGGAGGCAGCGGCGGCAGCGGCGGCACAAGCAGCGGCGGCAGCAGCGGCACAAGCAGCGGCGGCAGCGGCUGCACAAGUAGCGGCGGCAGCAGCAGUGGUGGUGCAUCCUCCUCCCCCUCCCGUCAACCAAAACCCUGAGGUGAACGUGGGAGGAAACCAGUCCGCCGUGAAUCUCAACGCAGUCCUCCAGCAUAUUUUGGCUGGUCAACAAGCGCAGGCUGUCUUCAAUGCGAACAUCGCGCAGCAACUGGAGCAAUUGCAUCAGCAGCAACCACCGGUCGCCGCCCCGUUCGCUGGCCAAUUCCUGGCGGAGCCUGCGGGAGGAGUUCUACACCCCCUCCCGGCCAUCGGAGGAGUUCCGCACCCCCACCCGCCCGCUGCUGCUGCCCCGGCUCGCGCGGCCGCGCCCGCCGGUCUGUCGGAGGGCGCGAAGCUGGCGGCCAAGCUUCAGGCGAAUUUGUGGGCCACGGACGCGGCCACACCCAAGUGGUUCAUCAUUCGCGGCGGCUUCCAUGUCGGGCGCGUCAUGAACAAGGAGCGGCUUACCCUAGCGACUAGAAAAUUCGCUCUCAUCACCGACAAGGCGGCCGCGCAAAUCUCUAAAUUGACGGACUUUGCGGCCGAGCACUUCUUCACCAAGAUGCCAGACGGGGUGCUGCCCACGGCAAUGCCGCCGCAAAUGCAUAUCACGGUGGCGGUGAAAGUGUUUUUCGCAGCUAUCGAAGCCGGCAUGGGGGGGGCGGAUGCUCUCUGCACGGAGCGCGUGAAGAGCCUGCACAGGGAAUUUCUGGCGGUCGAAUAUCAGCUCUCAGCGUACCUUACGCUCCAUUUCGUGGAGCUGGCCGCGUUUCCCGGCGAAGACCCGCGACACUGUCUUGGCAGCGAACAUAGCAACGGCCCCCCAACGUCGGCCUCCGUCAUCAGCAUGGAGUCGCCGAAGUUCACGAAGCUAAAAAACCUGAUCAAGGAGGAAGACUCUAAUUCCCUCGUCGCGAGGUCAAAGUCAUGGUCCGCGGAGAAGACGGCCCCGCCCACCCCCGCCGCCGCAUCUGCCGCCGCCGCCUCCGCCGGGGAGGAGGGGGGGGGCGCGGGAGCGCCAACUUUGGCCGCGGGGCCGGGGCCGGGAGCGGGACUUGACGGGGCGGGCUCUGCCUUCAGGCAGAGCCGACAUCAGGAGGGAGGGGGUCUCCAGCGGGAGCCGGUACCCUCUUCGCAGACAUCGGGAGAUCCGUCGGGGUUCCCGGUGUCUCCACACCUGGGUCUGUUUCGCCGACCUGUUUUUACGGUGAGCAAGGGUCGGUACCGCUAUCCUUUGGGUUGGCACUAGAGAGAACCGCAGAGACAGUCGCUCACAGACCCGCAGGUUCAGAUGUCCGGAUGUUCAGCAAACACACGCCCACCAAUUCGCCGUAGUAGGAACCGCAGGGACAGAUGCUCACGGAGCCACAGGUCCGGAUGUUCACGGCUUCCACAGCUCAGAGUUGGCACUUGUAAGAACCGCAGGGACGGAUGCUCACGGAGCCGCAGGUCCGGAUGUUCAGUGCAAACAC
Molecule: messenger RNA, 1651 nt
Organism: Ectocarpus sp. CCAP 1310/34
Lineage: Eukaryota; Phaeophyceae; Ectocarpales; Ectocarpaceae
Source: the annotation of a GenBank genome assembly